Molecule: messenger RNA, 405 nt
Organism: Homalodisca vitripennis (glassy-winged sharpshooter)
Lineage: Eukaryota; Metazoa; Arthropoda; Insecta; Hemiptera; Cicadellidae
Exons: 1
Coding region: 1-405 (134 amino acids)
Molecular function (GO): nucleic acid binding
Source: RefSeq, a predicted model, not a curated record
AUGUUGAAAAACUUCCUGAUCCUCGAAAUACGCAUAAAUCGCUUCAACCGCCACAGAAUAUGGUUCCAGCAGGAUGGGGCAACUGCCCACAAAGCCAAUGUGGUAAUAAACUUCUUAAGAAGCAAGUUUCGUGGCCGAGUCAUCUCGCGUUUCGGGGACAUUGCGUGGCCACCUCGCUCCCCGGAUCUCAGCAUCUGUGACUUCUUCUUGUGGGGACUGCUAAAAUUUAGAGUAUACACAAACAAACCCCGCACAUUGGAUGAACUGAAGGAAACUAUACGCCAAGAAAUAGCCAACCUCUCUCCUGAAAUGUUAGGGAAAGUGUUUGACAAUUUCAGUGCAAGAUUGGAAGAAUGCAUCGCCAAAGACGGACAUCAUUUGAAAGACGUUAUAUUCAAAUCUUAA